AUGGGGAUACACGGAUUGCUACAAUUUAUCAAAGAAGCUUCAGAACCCAUCCAUGUGAGGAAGUACAAAGGACAGGUAGUAGCCGUGGAUACAUAUUGCUGGCUUCACAAAGGAUCUAUUGCUUGUGCUGAAAAACUAGCCAAAGGUGAACCUACUGAUAAAUAUGUAGGAUUUUGUAUGAAAUUUGUAAAUAUGUUACUAUCUCAUGGGAUCAAGCCUAUCCUCGUAUUUGAUGGAUGUACCUUACCGUCUAAAAAGGAAGUAGAGAGGUCGAGAAGAGAAAGACGACAAGCCAAUCUGCUUAAGGGAAAGCAGCUUCUUCGCGAGGGAAAAGUCUCAGAAGCCCGAGAAUGUUUUGCCCGUUCUGUCAAUAUCACCCAUGCUAUGGCCCACAAAGUGAUUCAAGCUGCUCGGUCGCAGGGAGUAGAUUGCCUCGUGGCUCCAUACGAAGCUGAUGCGCAGUUGGCCUAUCUUAACAAAGCUGGUAUUGUACAAGCUAUAAUUACAGAAGACUCUGAUCUCCUCGCGUUUGGCUGUAAAAAGGUGAUUUUAAAAAUGGACCAUUUUGGAAAUGGACUAGAAAUUGACCAGGCUCGGCUAGGAAUGUGCAGACAGCUUGGGGAUAUAUUCACAGAAGAGAAGUUCCGUUACAUGUGCAUUCUUUCAGGCUGUGACUAUCUCUCAUCACUGCGUGGGAUUGGAUUAGCAAAGGCGUGCAAAGUACUGAGACUAGCCAAUAAUCCAGAUAUUGUAAAGGUUAUCAAGAAAAUUGGACAUUAUCUCAAGAUGAAUAUAACAGUACCAGAAGAUUACAUCAAAGGAUUUAUUCGAGCCAAUAAUACCUUCCUUUAUCAGCUAGUUUUUGAUCCCAUCGGAAGGAAACUUGUCCCUCUGAAUGCCUAUGAAGAUGACAUUGAUCCUGAAACACUGAGUUAUGCUGGGCGGUAUGUUGAUGAUUCUAUAGCUCUUCAAAUAGCACUUGGAAAUAAAGACAUAAAUACUUUCGAACAGAUCGAUGACUACAAUCCGGACAUUGCUACGCCUGCCCAGUCAAGAAGUCAUAGUUGGAAUGACAAAACAUGUCAAAAGUCAUCUAAUGCUAACAGCAUUUGGCACAGGAAUUACUGCCCUAGAUGUGAGUUGGAUAUUGUUUCAGAUGCUACACAACUGAAGAGAAAUCCCAGAACUGUGAGCACUGAACAAGUGAUUAGUGCUAAAGGGUUAAAUCUUGCAAGGAAGUUAUCUGUUGUGAAAAGACCAAGAAGUGAAGAGCUGUCAGAAGAUGAUCUACUGAGUCAAUAUUCUCUUUCACUUACAAAGAAGACCAAGAAAAAUAGCUGUGAAAGUAGUAAAUCAUUGAAUUCUUCUGAAAUGUUCAUGCCUGACCUGGUAGAUGGAACUGCUAACAAAAAAAGCUUAAAAACGCCACCUAGGACAAGGAAUAAAUUUGCAACAUUUUUACAGAGAAAAAAUGAAGAAAGUGGUGCAGUUGUGGUUCCAGGGACCAGAAGCAGAUUUUUUUGCAGUUCUCUGGAUUCUGCCGACUAUGUAUCAAAGAAAGCUAGCAGCCAACCUCUAGAUGAAACUGCUGUUACAGAUAAAGAGACCCAUCUAAAUGAAUCAGAUUGUCUAGACCUAGAAGGCAAGAAGCAGGUUGAUACAAAUGUAGCACAUAAUUCAAGUGAUCAGAUUCCAGAGGAUGUAGCGGUGUUCCCUGAUGAGGAGUCUCAGUCUUUUAAGACCAGCAGAUUCACAAGGACCAUUUCACCAUCCACUUUGGGGACAUUAAGAAGUUGUUUUAGUUGGUCUGGAAGUCUUGGAGAUUUUUCAAGAACUCCCAGCGCCUCUCCGAGCACAGCAUUGCAGCAGUUCCGAAGAAAGAGCGAUUCCCCCACCUCUCUGCCUGAGAAUAAUGUGUCUGAAAUAUCUCAGUUAAAGAGUGACGCGUCAGGUGACGGGUCUCAUUUCUUAUGUGAAGUGGGCUGCUCCUCACAGUCCCAGGAAAGCAUAGAAUUGUCACCGCACAGUUCAAAUGCAUCCAGACUUUCUCAGCCUUCUAGUAAGGAUUCUGAUUCAGAGGAAUCUGAUUGCAAUCUUAAGUCACUUGAUAAUCAAGGUAAUCACAACUCCAGGCUACAUUCAUCUCAUUUUUCGAAAAAAGACAUACCUCUAAGGAACAAGGUUCCAGGGCUAUGUACAUCUCGUUCGGUGGACUCUCUUCCUACAACCAAGAUCAAACCUCUAGUGCAUGCCAGAGUCACUGGGCUGAGCAAGAAGCCAGCAAUCGUCCAGAAGAGAAAUCAUCAGAACGCCGAGAACAAGCCAGGAUUGCAGAUAAAAAUUAAUGAGCUUUGGAAAAAUUUUGGAUUUAAAAAAGAUUCUGAAAAGCUUUCUUCUUGUAAGAAGCCCCUGUCUCCAGUCAAAGAUAACAUCCAACUAACUCCAGAAGCAGAAGAAGAUAUAUUUAACAAACCUGAAUGUGUGCGUGUUCAGAGGGCAAUAUUUCAAUAA
Molecule: messenger RNA, 2511 nt
Organism: Cynocephalus volans (Philippine flying lemur)
Lineage: Eukaryota; Metazoa; Chordata; Mammalia; Dermoptera; Cynocephalidae
Gene: EXO1
Product: exonuclease 1
Exons: 13
Coding region: 1-2511 (836 amino acids)
Biological process (GO): mismatch repair; DNA recombination
Cellular component (GO): nucleus
Molecular function (GO): 5'-flap endonuclease activity; metal ion binding; DNA binding
Source: RefSeq, a predicted model, not a curated record